AUGUGCAAACACAUCCUCAACGCACAGGUCUCGGUGCGAGCACCGUGCUGCCAAAAAUUCUUUGAUUGUCCGGAGUGCCACUCCGAGACGCAAGAUCACCCGCUCCGCAAGACGACUGAGCUGGCGUUUAUCUGCAAAAAGUGCCGCCGGGCAUUCAGAAAGGAGCUCUCUCAGUACGAGGAGUCGGACGAGUACUGCCCACACUGCGACAACCACUACGUGAUCGAGGCCAAGACGGCGACCCCGAUGCUCAGUAUCGAGGGCGAAGAUGCCAGAAUGGACAGCCGGAUGCUCAAGGAUGACCGGGAAAAGUACGAUGUGCGGCGAGACUUUUACGCCCACCGGAUCGCGGCGCAAGAGACGGAGCGCAUCGAUGAGGGAGGAUGGAUGCAGGCGCUCAAAGACCGCGCAGAGGGCAAGCUGGGGCCGGAUGGCCUUCCGAUGCAGUCGACGCUGCCGCUGGGCCAGGACGGGAAACCGCUGCUCGACGCCUCCGCCCUGACCGGCGGCGGGGCGUCGUCGACCAACUUUAACGACGACGACCUCGACUGGAGCUGA
This is a messenger RNA of Pseudozyma flocculosa PF-1, 558 nucleotides long. RefSeq lists its product as uncharacterized. Gene Ontology annotation, cellular component: mitochondrial intermembrane space. Gene Ontology annotation, molecular function: zinc ion binding. The transcript is spliced from 5 exons. NCBI's taxonomy places the organism in Eukaryota, Fungi, Basidiomycota, Ustilaginomycetes, Ustilaginales, Ustilaginaceae. The coding region runs from base 1 to 558 and encodes 185 amino acids. The record is from RefSeq and is a predicted model, not a curated record. Gene Ontology annotation, biological process: protein import into mitochondrial intermembrane space.